Molecule: messenger RNA, 1863 nt
Organism: Solanum dulcamara
Lineage: Eukaryota; Viridiplantae; Streptophyta; Magnoliopsida; Solanales; Solanaceae
Exons: 2
Coding region: 117-572 (151 amino acids)
Source: RefSeq, a predicted model, not a curated record
UUCUUUUCAAUCAUCCAUCACUUCGUCUUUACUGUAACUCUUGUGUUCCCCUCUCACUUCUUAAAUAGUCUAUCCCUAUUCCUUGUAUUUCUAUCUUUCUUUCUUUUCCUCUCACAAUGACAAGAACCAGAUCCAUGGCCACAUUGAAACCCUCCCCUGAUAAAUCCAUCUUUCUUGAAAUUGAUUUCAUAGCUCUGUCAUCUAACUCCUUUAAAGUAGCAUCCUCUGUUAAGGCCUCCACUUCGAAGAAGCGACCUCCUUCUGUAAAAAGAAAGGAGACAAAGAAUGUGAAACCACAUCCUAAAGUUUCUUUUGGUUUAGAAGACAUGCAUAAGUUCUGGGGUGAAGAACGUAAGUGUAAAUUCGAAGCCUUUAAAAAGAGGCCUGUGGUUCUUGGACGGGUAGUUAACUUGGUACAACUAGAGGAAUCUCAUUUCCCGGUAUGCAGGAAAAUAGGUACCGAUGUGGGCAGGCUGCUGUUGUCUGUGGAACAUUUGAAGGAAAAUGUCAGGACCAUUAACAGAUUGAUUAAACAAGUCGACUUAGUCAGGAUCCGACUCCUCCAACAAUGAUCUUGAUGUGUCUGUCCAGACCUCAUGUUCAAAUUUCUCCAAAACUGUUGAAGAAUCCUACAAUACUUUCUAUAGGAACGUUUUAAACACUCUAAAAUACUUCUUGGGUAGUCGUUAACCUUUUUUUUCAUUUCUUUAAAAUACUCUGUUCGUUUUGCGAGGAAUAUGUCCCUCCAUACUUUUGAACUGUAAUAUUGAGGAUACUUCCUCAUACUUUGAAUUUCAUUGUUUUGGCUUGCUUGCAUAUGUGCAUAUUUCUGUCUUUUUUUAUAUUUGUUGUUUUCCUUUUUGAUUAUGCUAAAGGGGGAGAAGACUCUAGAUAACUUACAGGAAUGAAGUUAGGGGGAGCCAACUGCAACCUACAGGAGCUAUCCAUAAAAACAACUUACAGGGAACAAAGUCAGGGGAGAAAAUCGGAGGACUUCUUUUAACAGGGAAGUUAAAAAACAAAAGUAACAUAAUGAGUUUGUCAUUAUAAAAAAGGGAGAGAUUGUUAGCAGUAAUGUGUUUUGAUAAUGUGUAAAUUUUGCAGGAAAAUAAUUGUUACAUAGUUUCCUUUGAUAUACGAAGCCAAUCACUGAUUGAUUGCUGAAUCCGGAUUAAGGAAAAUAGCAUAGCAAGAAAGGAAAGAAAAGAUUGGAGAUUACGGGUUGACGCUUGAUUCAGUCUGAUCGAAGAAUAGAAAGGAAAAAAGACCAACACUCACCCACUGGAGAUUGACACCAUUGCUAAUUGAUGAUUGACAGAUAAAAGAUCAAAUCUGAAGUCGCUAUACAAGGAAGGGAAGCUGAUUGAAGAUCAAGUCACAUAUCAGGAAAGAAUACCUCUAUACAAGGUAGAGAAUCACUCCAAGAAGAAAGAAGACUCGCACGAACAUAUCUUGUAUGAACGUUCAUCAUCAAUCAAGGAAUCCCCACAAAUUCUUGAUUGAUAAGUAAAAUCCCUUGGGUUUUCCUUUUAAGAGCAGACAUGGCUGUCUCACCUUCAGCCAUAUAAAGUCAUCCUCACCUAGUUAGACAAUUACGUACUUCACUUGAACUUAGUCUAUUAUUUUCUCUCAUCUUUCAGAAAAAUUUUGUACUCGGUUGGGUGUACAAUUGUAAUAGAAAAGAGAAAGAACUCUCUCUAGCUUAGGUUAUACAAGUAGAGGUGACGUCAAGUCAACUGAGUCUGAUUUGCACAUCAGACGUGUUCUUUUUGUUCAACAUCUGUACCUAUUAAAUUACUACUACUUUAAAGGAAACCCUUGUAAUUUAACGGGACUGGACUAGGAACCACAUCAAUGAUCCAA